AGAUGUUGUGGGCAUAAACAUUUCGAGUAAAGUAGUGAGAAAACAUGAGUGGUUUACGUAAGCUUGAGGGUGAAGUUGAGAUUAGAGCAACUGGUGCAGAUGCACACCAUGACAUACUUAAGAAUAAACCUCAUCAUAUUUCUCAUGCUGCCCCUCAUUUUGUGCAUGGUGUUGACUUGCACGAGGGUGAACAUGGCAAAGUUGGCUCUACACAUACUUGGAACUACACUUUAGCUGGGAAGCCUCAGAAAGCAAAGAGUGUACUUAAAGAGGUUGAUGAGGAGAAGAAGUAUGUGAAAUACCAAGUGAUCGAAGGCGAUCUCUUGGAUGAUUAUAAGACCUUCUAUGGAGCAAGCCAGGUGAUACCCAAGGAUGAAGAAAGCAACAUAGUUAAAUGGACUUUAGAGUAUGAAAAGAAGCAUCCCGAUGUCCCUGAACCAUCUGCUCUGCUCGACUCAUGGCUUGAUGCUAUCAAACACGUCGAUGAUCAUCACCAUGGCCAAAAGUAAACAUAUUAAGUUACUUAUGUUAUUACAUACGCCAUGUUUAUCAAAAUGUUGUAAGAAGUUGCAUGCUUUCCUUGCAAGUUAUUUGUAUUAAUGUUAAUUGUGACUUUGUGAGAGAUAUUAUUGCUACAAAAUAAGGCAUGUAUGUAUGAUGUAUGUAUUCAGUCCUUGAUUAUCCAUGUGUUAUUAAUAUAAUGUGUCCUAAGCUGGUUUUGUUAGAUUUAUUAUUAUAA
This is a messenger RNA of Chenopodium quinoa (quinoa), 739 nucleotides long. RefSeq names its product MLP-like protein 43. Gene Ontology annotation, biological process: defense response. NCBI's taxonomy places the organism in Eukaryota, Viridiplantae, Streptophyta, Magnoliopsida, Caryophyllales, Amaranthaceae. The coding region runs from base 45 to 509 and encodes 154 amino acids. The transcript has 2 exons. The record is from RefSeq and is a predicted model, not a curated record.